CGACCGACCUAGUCCGACUAUUUAAGGAAAGUCCAAAGCGGGAAAAUAUACUUUCGCUAGUCUCUCAAUUUUUUCAUCUCCCGCUCAAUUUUCGCACCCCAAAUCGCCAAAUCGCCAAAUCCAAAUCCAAAUCCCCCUCUCUCCCAUUAUCCAAUACGAUUUCCAAAUCCCAGAUCCAAUUGUAAUUUGGAGACGUCUCUAAAAAGUAAAAACACACACAUAUAUAUAAAACCUUCUCGACUUUCAAAUUCAAAUCCAAACUCUAAAUCCCCCACCCCGGUCUACACCCUGUAAUCGCCGUCCUCCUCCACCGCCAUACGCCGAUCUCCACCCCUCCGAUUGCCUCGUGGUUCACGACGAUCCAGGCGCCAUGACCGUACACGGCCGGCCCCUGAAGCGCGCCAAGCUGCGGGUCACCGCCGACCUCUGCGACUUCCUCGCUUUUCCUGCCGGCGGCGGAGUUGAGUUUUUCCGGGGCCCGUUCCGGGAAAACGUACGGGCGUUCCUCUCGCGGCGCGCGCGUAUUGCGCCGCCGCCGAGGGCGGCGUCGGCGACGGCCGCUGAGUCGGAGCGCUUGGUGACUUGGCGAAUAGCGUUCCGGGUCGGCAAGAUGGAUGGCGGCUUUGCGCAGGACGCCGCGGCGGCCGUCGAGCUCGAUGUGGUGGAGGAGGACGUGGCUCGGUCCAGUAAGAUCUAUUGCGAGCAUUGCAGAGUAACGGGCUGGAGUGGUCAUCCUGUUUGUCGAACUCGUUAUCACUUCAUAAUUCGAAACAACAAUAACCUUUUACGCCCGACUUGCAAAUAUUGUGGAUUGACAGAGGACUUGUUUAGCACAAGAUGUUCCUCAUGCAAACAUGAAAUCAGUUCAGAUGUUCUAGGAGAUGGCGAAUACUUUCAGUUGGAUAAUCCUGGCCAUUUGCUGCAUGGAGUGGUACAUGCCAAUGGCUACGGUCACCUUCUCAGAAUAAAUGGCCGUGAAGGCGGCUCAAAAAUCUUAACAGGGUGUGAAUUGAUGAGUUUCUGGGAUCGCCUCUGUAAAUUACUCUGUGUCAGGAAAAUUACCGUAAUGGACGUGUCGAAGAAAUUCAGCAUGCCGUACCGUCUCCUACACGCAGUGGCCGCCGGCCAUUCUUGGUACGGAGAAUGGGGGUACCAAUUUGGGUCCGGAAGCUUCGGUACUACUGUCGAAGAUUACCAAAAAGCAGUCGAUGCCCUCUCGACCGUUCCAUUAUCCCCCUUCUUCUCACAUACACGAGCUCCACGAAGCCGUUUACAGAACACCAUCGCAUUCUAUCAGUCCCUCUCCAAUCGCCCCCUGGUGACCGUUAGAGACCUCUUCUGCUGUGUGGCCGAACUGCUUAGAUAUGCUCUUGAACAGAAACCUUCAGAGGCGAAGAAAAAGAGAUUUGAUAUGCGAGAAGAAAUAAUGUGUAGAUGGCCAAAGGAAGACGUCGGACGGGGUUUUGAGGCCAUGGUGAAGGUUCUUCGGGCUUCUGAUCAAUCACUGUGGGUGGGUUUGCGAGCUCUCAAGGGAACGCUGAGUCGAUCGGUGGACCCACCGGAGUUGCUUGACUUUAUUUUGAAGAGCCUCGCUGGGAGGUUAACCGAUGAUGGCAUGGUUGUGGCUGCCCGAUGUAAUGCAGAGACAAACUCGAUUGAAUACAGGCUCGAGGCUAUUACGAAGGGGUCAUCCCUUGCUCAAAACCCUUUGAGGCCGUCGGUCGAACACCUUAUUCGCGACCUCAAGUUCUUAUUUGAUGCUCUCGUCAAUCCGGAGACCAUGCAUUGCUACAAUCCGCGUGCAACUUACGAAUCCGCGCGGAGCUCUGCAUUGAAACUCCUCGACUGCAAACAAUGCAUCAAACACUACGACAGCACAGUCGACUUUGUCCCUCCGCAUCCUUCAACUCUCCGAAUAUGGUGCCACGUAGUCAUCGCAGACCAAUCAAAUAAUCAUUCGUCUCCGCCUGCUGAGCUUCUCGUCUUGCCGUCAACCGCCACGGUGGCUGACCUCAAAGCCAAAGCUACAAAGGCAUUCAGUGAGACCUACUUGAUCUUCAAAACGUUCCGAGCUGAACAGCUUCUCGACUUUAAGUCUGCGGACGAGGCGAUGACCCUCGAGUUGCUUCUAGGUUCAUGCAGCUCGGUCCGAGUCGUGGGGAGGUGUGUCGGGAUGAGGGAGCGGCGGCUCGGGCCCUUCCGGACGGAGCGAGGGGUCGAGAAAUGGACGGUGGAUUGCGAGUGCGGGGCCAAGGACGACGACGGGGAGAGGAUGCUGACUUGCGACGCGUGCGGUGUGUGGAAGCACACGAGGUGCUGUGGGAUAAGCGAUUUUGAGGACGCACCCAAGAAGUUCAUAUGUAGGCUUUGUAUAUUACAUUGCAGUAGUAAGUUACGUAAGAAGGGUAAACGAGAGUGGAAGAGUAGUGCAUCGUUGUAUGGGAAGUGUAAACGUGAGGCAGCGUUUGGAAUAAGCGCAGGGAAAACGUGUGGACGCUCAGCCUUAGUUGGUUGAUGGUUUGUGUACUAUUUUGUGUUUGUAUAAUUAUACGGUGUAGAAUAUUUUAUAAAAGGUUUUUUUUUUUUUUU
Messenger RNA from Ananas comosus (pineapple), 2589 nucleotides. RefSeq names its product PHD finger protein At1g33420-like. Bases 371 to 2515 code for a protein of 714 amino acids. Lineage: Eukaryota; Viridiplantae; Streptophyta; Magnoliopsida; Poales; Bromeliaceae. The transcript is spliced from 5 exons. The record is from RefSeq and is a predicted model, not a curated record.